Molecule: messenger RNA, 5117 nt
Organism: Erinaceus europaeus (western European hedgehog)
Lineage: Eukaryota; Metazoa; Chordata; Mammalia; Eulipotyphla; Erinaceidae
Gene: RAPGEF1
Product: Rap guanine nucleotide exchange factor 1
Exons: 27
Coding region: 217-4023 (1268 amino acids)
Biological process (GO): positive regulation of GTPase activity; Ras protein signal transduction
Cellular component (GO): plasma membrane
Molecular function (GO): guanyl-nucleotide exchange factor activity
Source: RefSeq, a predicted model, not a curated record
UUUCCUCCCUUGGAGUGCAGUUUGAAAGGCAUGCUGCAAAGACCUUUCCGAGUGGAAUUCCUCUGGCUUUUCUUGAAAGGACUUGCCGGGAUUCACUGCUGGGAGGUUUGGAAUGCCCGAGAGAUGAAGCUUCUUGCGGCUAGUGACUUGUUCCUUUUCUGCUGUUCACCAAACACAUCUGGGCUUGGAAGGGCCCUGUGAUCCUCCAGCUUUAGAAUGGGCAAUGCUGUUGAAAAACAGAAGACCCUGAAUAGAAGCCAUCUGUACCCUUGGAAACAAGACUCUCAGCGUUCUCAUCUCUCCUCCUUCACCAUGAAGCUGAUGGACAAAUUCCACUCACCCAAAAUCAAGAGAACACCAUCAAAGAAGGGGAAGCCAACUGAAGUGUCAGUGAAGAUUCCAGAGAAGCCUGUGAACAAAGAGGCAACAGACAGAUUUCUACCAGAGGGCUACCCUCUCCCCUUGGAUCUGGAGCAGCAGGCAGUAGAAUUUAUGUCCACCAGUGCUGUGGCUUCCAGGUCUCAAAGGCAGAAGAACCUGAGCUGGCUGGAAGAGAAAGAGAAGGAAGUUGUAAGUGCCUUGCGCUACUUUAAGACCAUUGUGGACAAAAUGGCUAUUGAUAAGAAGGUACUGGAGAUGCUUCCAGGGUCAGCUAGCAAGGUGCUAGAGGCCAUCCUACCCCUGGUGCAGACUGAUCCUCGAAUUCAACACAGCUCAGCUGUUUCUUCCUGCCAUAGCCGGGUGUACCAGAGUCUCGCCAACCUUAUCCGUUGGUCUGACCAGGUGAUGCUAGAAGGUGUGAAUUCAGAAGAUAAGGAGAUGGUGACCACAGUGAAGGGAGUCAUCAAGGCUGUGCUGGAUGGAGUGAAGGAACUGGUCAGGCUUACCAUCGAGAAGCAGGGACAUCCGUCUCCAACAAGUCCAGCGAAGCCCAGUUCCCCAGCCUGCAAGCCUGAUGGCCAGUCUGAGCUCCCCCUGACAGAUCGAGAGAUGGAGAUUCUAAACAAGACAACCAGCAUGUCACAGUCAACUGAGCUACUCCCAGACUCGACAGAUGAAGAGGUUGCACCCCCUAAGCCCCCACUUCCUGGCAUUCGGGUGGUUGAUAAUAGUCCUCCACCAGCAUUGCCACCAAAGAAAAGGCAGUCGGCUCCAUCUCCCACCCGAGUGGCAAUUGUGGCCCCCAUGAGUCGAGCCACCAGUGGCUCCAGUUUACCUGUUGGAAUUAAUAGGCAGGAUUUUGACGUGGACUGUUACGCGCAGAGGCGGCUCUCAGGAGGCAGCCACUCCUACGGAGGAGAGUCCCCCCGCCUGUCCCCCUGCAGCAGCAUAGGCAAGCUGAGCAAGUCAGACGAGCAGCUGUCCUCCCUGGACAGAGACAGCGGACAGUGCUCCCGGAACACAAGCUGUGAAACACUAGAUCAUUACGAUCCUGACUACGAAUUCCUUCAGCAAGACCUCUCUACUGCAGAUCAGAUACCUCAACAAGUGGCCUGUAACCUUAGUCCCUUGCCAGAGUCUGUGGGGGAGUCUGGGUCACCAUUUCUUGGUCAACCUUUCCAGUUGCCUCUUGGCAACUGCUCCCAUCUGGAGGGGCCCUCAGCCCCAGGGCAGCAGAUGGACUUGCCACCCGCUCUUCCCGAGAAGAAGCGCAGAAGCGCAGCCUCCCAGACCUCAGACAGCUCUAGCUGCAGGGUGUCCUAUGAGCGACACCCCUCACAAUAUGACAACAUCUCCGAGGACGACCUGCAGAACCCAGCCUCAGUCCACUCCGGCACCUUCAUGCCCUUUGCUGCUAUUCUCCCCUUCCAGCAAGGAAGUUCCGCCACCUCUGUCGAAUUUGUGGGUGAUUUUACUGCUCCUGAGUCAGUGGGUGACCCAGAAAAACCACCUCCCCUACCAGAGAAGAAAAACAAACACAUGCUGGCCUACAUGCAGCUGCUCGAGGACUACUCAGAGCCACAGCCCUCCAUGUUCUACCAGACGCCGCAGAACGAGCACAUCUACCAGCAGAAGAACAAGCUCCUCAUGGAAGUGUAUGGCUUCAAUGACUCCUUCAGCAGUGCAGACGCCCCACAGGAGCUGGCCCCACCCCCAGCCCUGCCCCCCAAGCAGAGGCAGCUGGCCUCCUAUGCUGCUUCUUCCUUCUCCUCUGUCUCCUACUGUGUCCAGCAAACUAAAGUGGCCUUCACCCCCGAGGACGGCAGUGCCACUCAGGGCAUCAGUGUAUCCGUCUCUAACUCCUUUCUCAGCCGGCACAGCAACUUAUCUGUGCCCUCGUACAAGUCUGUGUUUAGGUCCUACUCCCAGGAUUUCGUGCCUCACAGCCAAGCUUCUGUUCAGCCUUUCCUUCCACCUACCUCCUCUUCCUCUCCACAUUUCCCACCUGUCCACCAGUCUCAGAGCUCUGACUUAGCGGUGCCACCUGUGGCCAGUCCACCUCCCAGCGCCAUGGACGGGCCUCUCUCAUCUUCUCAGGAGAGCGACUUUCAUGGGAACACUGUCUGCCUUCCUUCUGAAACUUCUUUCACUGACUCGCCCCAGACGCCUUCGAGUGAAAAUGCCAGUGAGGACACGGGUGAGGGUGAAUACGUCAGUCUGUAUUCCUCUGGCCAGAGCAGCAAGGAGCUGGCUCUCUCUGGAGGAGAAUCACCAGCUGUGAAAGAUGGACACCCCAGAGACCCCUCAUCAACCAGUGGUACAGCCGGGAAGGAAGGAAGGGACGGCGGUGAAAGGUCACCAAAGUCACCAGAUGCUCCAGAGUCAGCUCAGUCAGAGGAAGUAGAUGAGCUAUCCCUCAUUGACCACAGUGAAAUCAUGUCCAGACUGACGCUGAAGCAGGAGGGUGAUGAUGGGCCAGAUGUCCGCGGAGGAUCAGGGGAUAUCCUGCUUGUCCAUGCCACCGAGACAGACCGGAAAGACUUGGUGCUGUACUGCGAGGCCUUUCUCACCACUUACAGGACCUUCAUCACCCCCGAGGAGCUCAUCAAGAAGCUCUGCCCCACGUAUGAGAAGUUCUCUCCCUUCGCUGACACAUUCAAGAAGCGUGUGAGCAAGAAUACGUUCUUUGUGCUGGUGCGGGUGGUGGAUGAGCUCUGCCUCGUGGAGUUGACAGAAGAGAUCUUAAAGCUGCUGAUGGAACUGGUCUUCCGCUUGGUGUGCAAUGGAGAACUCAGCCUGGCCCGCGUGCUCCGGAAGAACAUCCUGGACAAGGUGGACCAGAAGAAGCUACUCAGAUGUGCCGACUCUGACCAGCCCCUGGCAGCCAGGGGUGUAGCAGCCAGGCCGGGCACCUUGCAUGACUUCCACAGCCACGAGAUAGCGGAGCAGCUGACGCUGCUGGAUGCUGAGCUCUUCUACAAAAUAGAGAUCCCCGAGGUUUUACUUUGGGCAAAAGAGCAAAACGAAGAGAAGAGCCCUAAUCUGACCCAGUUCACAGAGCACUUCAACAACAUGUCCUACUGGGUUCGGUCAAUAAUCAUGUUACAGGAAAAGGCUCAAGACAGGGAACGGCUACUCUUGAAGUUCAUCAAGAUCAUGAAGCACUUACGGAAAUUGAACAACUUUAAUUCCUACCUGGCCAUCCUCUCAGCACUGGACUCGGCCCCCAUCCGCAGACUGGAGUGGCAGAAGCAGACAUCUGAGGGUCUGGCAGAGUACUGCACACUGAUUGACAGCUCAUCUUCCUUCCGGGCCUACCGGGCUGCCCUGUCAGAAGUGGAGCCGCCCUGUAUCCCAUACCUGGGGCUCAUCCUUCAAGACCUCACCUUUGUCCACCUGGGAAACCCAGACUACAUUGAUGGGAAGGUGAAUUUUUCCAAACGGUGGCAGCAGUUCAACAUUCUGGACAGCAUGCGGUGCUUCCAGCAGGCGCACUAUGACAUCCGGAGAAACGAUGACAUCAUAAAUUUCUUUAACGACUUCAGUGACCACCUGGCCGAGGAGGCCUUAUGGGAACUGUCUCUGAAAAUCAAACCCAGGAACAUAACAAGGAGAAAAACAGACCGGGAAGAAAAGACCUAGAAGCAGGUGUCAAGAGCAAGGAGAACGCUCCAGCAAGGCUCAAAGGGCAGCUCCGAGACCAAAAAGGGACCUUGGACCUGUUGUGGCUGUGGUGUCCCAGCCUUAGAGCCACAAGGCCCAGCCAGGCCUCGUUUCGGGCAGGAACCCAGAGCCUGUGGCAGCUUCCUGCCUCCCUCCCCUCUUCCGCAGGAGGGGACCCCAGGGCCUACUCUGGAUCCAGCAGGCAGGUUCUGUCCUGAUUUGUGAACUGGUGGUUUUCUGUUUUGGUUUGGUUUCUGCUUUCACUUCUCUCUUCCCCUCUGUCCCUCCCACUGACAUCCCUUUGGUCUGGGAGCAGCAGGAAUCCUUACCCCUCCUUAAGCUCCAGGGUUCUGCUGAAAUGAGUGGGAGCACUGGAUGAGCAGAAAGCAGAGGGGAAUCUGUUUGUACAGUCCAGGCUCUGCCUUUUGGAGCAGAGGAUGGUGGGGGGUACGACAGGGAGCCUUGUCGGCAGCCCUGGAGCUCCUAUAACCAGCUGGCUCUCAGUCCUCCUAUAGCAUGUGCUGGCUCUCUGCACAUCACCUCCCUCCAGUGGUCUGGUGGGCGAGCCAGGGAGAACUGUACCAGGAGGUAGCUUUAUCUGAGCAGGCCGGUAGCUCUGAGUGAGUUGAUCCAGAAAGGGGACAGUGGAGGGGCAUUUCUCUCCAGAGGAGACCCCCUCCUCUGCUUGCUUUGUGCCUUAAACUCCUGUCCCUCCCACACCGUGGACACCGCGCCUACCCUGCUGGUUCUGGUGGGGCUGCGCCUCGUCUCAUCAGAUGCCGCCAGUGCUGUUGCUGCCCUGGGUCGGUGUGGGCUGGGCAGGCUUGCUUGUCCUCCGGGGGGAGUGCAUUUUCCAGCCUCCCAUUCAAAAACCACUCUCGCUGCUGAGGUUGACAAUCGAAGGGGGGGGGUCUCUUCACCAGAGCCGCCUUGCCCCCCAGAAUCCGUCCUGUUAGGAGUGAGAGUUCACUACUCCUGGGUGGAGACUUAGUUAGGCGAAUGCCAGGAUCUAAGUGUGCGCUGGCCCAGUUUCAUCAGAACAAACUAGAAAGCGGCAUCCAAUUGUUUACUUU